UAAAACGUAACCCUAAUGUUAUCAAAACUAAGUGUCAAUCUACCAAAUCAUACCCUCUGCUUCUCUACUCUCUCUCGCUCACUCUCUUCUCGACGGCGCGCACCUCCAUCGUUAGGGUUCCUCUUCAUCGCUCAUACCUCCAUCGUUAGGGUUCCUCACCACCGUGCUUCCAUCAUCAAACCACACCUUCCUUCUGCUCUGCUUCGUUUUCACCUCACCGUGCUUCAAUCAAUCAAACCACACCUUCCUUCUGCUGCUUCGUCUUCACCAUCGCUUCCAUCACUCAAGCUCGUGUGGGUUCUGCUUCUUCUUCACCGAGCCCGUCCGCUCCAGCGCGACUGCAUCCCACGGCGCGCCGCACCUUCCGCUGCCAUUAUCAAGAUUUUGAUGCUUGAGUUUUGUGCUUUCCAAAACAUUGAUCUUUGCUGUUAUGGGAAAGGACGAAGUCCUGGGAAAUGGUUCAAGAACUUACUUUUGGGGAAGAAGAAAUCAUCAUCAAAGUCUAAUUCAUCAAAGAAUGAUGAUAUUUUUAAACCUUCAAGUAACAAGGAUGUGCUGGGGUCUUCUGAGGUGUCUGUGUCGGCUCAAACUGUGGAUUCUUUGAUCAUAUCCGCACCUCUAUCUGGAACUAAUGCUACUCAAGGAGUGGUUUCAGAAAAGGAAAUAGUUAGCAGGCCAUCGAAUGACAGGGAUGUUCUUUCAAAUGGAGAUAAAGAGGCUCAUGCUCAGCCUAUUGCUAAUGUGGAAACUAUCGAGAAACUCCAGCUUACAGAAGCAGCUAUAAAACUUCAGGCUGCCUGCAGAGGCUAUCAGGCUCGUCGAGCAUUUCAAACACUCAGAGCUAUCACACAACUGCAAGCUCUUAUCCGUGGCCACCUGGUUAGAAGGCAAGCUGUUUCUGCAUUAUAUUGUGUGAAAGGAAUUGUUAAAUUUCAAGCAUUGGCUCGCGGUUACAAUGUUAGGCGUUCUGAUGUUGGGCUUGCAGUCCUGAAAAUUCGAAAGGUAAAAGUAAUUAGAUUAAUUCAGCAAGUACAAUGAUCUGGGCAUUAUUCUUAAUGUUUUGGCCUUCUUAAUGAUCUGGAUAAAAUAAAGUACCCUAUAAUAAAUCAUGUUUUGGCCUUCUUAAUGUUUUGGCCCUAUAGGAAAACUAUGCUCCACCUGACCCCUUCACCUUAUUAGAACUUCUGCUGGUCUUACAUGCCCAAGCAACAUAAGGCAAUAUUCUAUCAUCUUUUCUACAAUAGUUGCUACCCCAACUCAGCUUUAAUAAAUUUAUUGUUAAUCCAAUCUUAUCUUGUGUGGGCACAUAUCCAUGACAACACUCUCAUCUUUUUAGCAUUAAUUUUACUUCUUGUUGGUUGUUUGCUGCCCAAUAUUCGAUCUGGUAAACCAUCACUUCACUUGUCUUAUAACUAUGGUAAUAUUUUUCUUCUUAGCUUGAUUGAGUAAGGCUCAUAGAGAUAAGAAGAAGCCAAGGUGGCUUGGAGAUCAUGUAUGGAAUGGGCUAUGUGAGCAUUGGGAAACUCCGAAGUUCAAGGAGAAAAGUGUCAAAGCAAAGGCAAAUCGGGCAUCUGAUCGUG
Messenger RNA from Lotus japonicus, 1580 nucleotides. Its product is annotated as protein IQ-DOMAIN 28-like. The coding region runs from base 16 to 1038 and encodes 340 amino acids. Gene Ontology annotation, molecular function: protein binding. The record is from RefSeq and is a predicted model, not a curated record. The transcript has 4 exons. NCBI's taxonomy places the organism in Eukaryota, Viridiplantae, Streptophyta, Magnoliopsida, Fabales, Fabaceae.